CGCGGCGGGAGCAGCCCGGGGAAGCGCGCGGGUGGCCGCGGCGGGGGCAGUUGGUGGCCGCGGAGCGCUCCCCCCCAGCCCCCGCCCGCCCCGAGGGCCGCCGCCAUGGUGCUGGAGAGCCUGGCCCGCAUCGUCAAGGUGCAGCUGCCCGCGUACCUCAAGCGUCUGCCGCUGCCCGAGAGCGUCGGCGGCUUCAUCCGCCUCACAGUUUCAGAAUGGCUGCGGUUGUUGCCUUUCCUGGGUGUGCUGGCCCUGCUUGGUUACCUCGCUGUUCGUCCGUUCCUCCCCAAGAAGAAACAGCAAAAGGAUAGCUUGAUUAACCUCAAGAUCCAGAAGGAAAAUCCAAAAGUAGUGAAUGAAAUAAACAUUGAAGAUCUGUGCCUCACUAAAGCUUAUUGCAGAUGUUGGCGUUCUAAGACGUUCCCUGUCUGUGAUGGCUCCCACAACAAGCACAAUGAAUUAACAGGAGAUAAUGUAGGUCCACUAAUACUCAAGAAGAAAGAAGUAUAGCAGAUGCUUAAUCCACUAGAUCAUGACUGAUAAAAUGUCUUUUUAUACUGCUGUAGUUGCAAGGGACAGCAUUUUAUUGUGAUUGGUAUGAUUUAGUCUAAUGAUUGAUGUAGAUUUCUUUUUGGAAUAAACUGCAUUUAGACAGUGUUAAAUCUGUCACUGUUUCGAUACUUCAUUCUGAGAAGAAUUAUGUUUGCUUUGUAAAACUGUAACUAUCUGUGUAAAUAAGUACUUUAUUUCAACCGUAAAAUGACUUCCUACAAUUCAGCCUUUCUUGUAUGAACAUGCAAUUAUAAAAAUGUCACUAUUUCCAAGUGACAGAAGCACA
Molecule: messenger RNA, 838 nt
Organism: Falco peregrinus (peregrine falcon)
Lineage: Eukaryota; Metazoa; Chordata; Aves; Falconiformes; Falconidae
Gene: CISD2
Product: CDGSH iron sulfur domain 2
Exons: 3
Coding region: 106-510 (134 amino acids)
Biological process (GO): regulation of autophagy; autophagy of mitochondrion
Cellular component (GO): intracellular membrane-bounded organelle; mitochondrial outer membrane
Molecular function (GO): 2 iron, 2 sulfur cluster binding
Source: RefSeq, a predicted model, not a curated record